AUGAAUUAAGCGCUCCUAAAUUCUCAGAAAUCAAUUGUUUAUUGCAGUUUUUCAAAUAUAAAGAAUUCUUAGGUUGGGAAUGGAAGAAACUUACAACUCCUUAAUUAAAAUAAUAUUCUGAGGUCUAAUGUUCAAAAUAUCAUUAAAACCAAUAACUUAAACAUAAGAGAACUUUACAAAACAAUAUUCAUACAUGCUAACCAUCUUAUUAGCAAAUUUAAAAUGUUUAAAUUAUACCCCAAUAAAUCCAAAAAUCGAUUUUACAAAAGUAUUAUUUAUUCGAUUAUUUAGAUGUUAAGAACAGAAGAGAUAAAUAUUUUUGA
This is a messenger RNA of Paramecium octaurelia, 323 nucleotides long. Lineage: Eukaryota; Ciliophora; Oligohymenophorea; Peniculida; Parameciidae. The record is from the annotation of a GenBank genome assembly.